Closterium sp. Naga37s-1 is the source of this 6135-nucleotide messenger RNA. NCBI's taxonomy places the organism in Eukaryota, Viridiplantae, Streptophyta, Zygnematophyceae, Desmidiales, Closteriaceae. The record is from the annotation of a GenBank genome assembly.
AUGGACGGCGGUCACGGUGAGGGGAGCGCGGGCGGUGAGGGAUCUGGGCGCGGAGCACGGGGAAGGGGUGGUCGGGGGGGAUUCCGCGGAUCCGGGGGAAGGAGCAGGGAGGUUGGCGGAAGGCGAGGGGGAUUCGGACAUGGACAUGGGGGAGUAGAGGCGGGGGCAGGCAGGGGAGAUGGGGGGGGAGGAGACCGGAGGAGAGGCCCAGGGAGGGGGAGAGGCGGACAGGAAGGAUUUAACGGGCAGUUAGGAACCGAAACUUCAUCUGCUAAGUACGACGCGCAGCUGCCUGCAUCGAUGGCCACUAAUAUGAGCGCGGGGGUUCUUGAAUCCGCCGUUAUAGUCAACCCCAAUACUGUGACGACACGUGUAGCAGCGUCUUCUAUCAUCGCAACGGCGAAGCGAGUUGUAGUGGUCACGUCGGGAGGUGCAGGAUCGGGAGGUGCAGGAUCGCAAUCUCCAGAGGAGGAUAAGGCGGCGCGGAAGAGGAAGAAGAAAGAGAGGCAGAAAGAGAAGAAGGAGAUGAUGAGGAUGAUGCAGGAGAAGCAGGCGUUGGAUGCAGCCGGAGUGGGGAAGGAAGCAAUUGAGCAGCAGCGAGCCGCAGAAGCUGAAAAGCCAGCUGUACUGGCUGAAUCGACGGACGCUGCAGAGGAGGACAAGGCGGCGACUCCUAAGGCGCCUCGAAAGGCUGAAUUUAAGGAAGCUGCAGAGGAGCAUACUAAGGCGGCAACUUUUACGACGCCUCAAAAGGCUGAAUCUGCGGAAGCUGCAGAGGAGGAUAAGACGGCGCGGAAGAGGAAGAAGAAAGAGAGGCAGAAAGAGAAGAAGGAGAUGAUGAGGAUGAUGCAGGAGAAGCAGAGGGAUGAAGCAGUCGGAGUAGGAAAAGACGCCAUUGAUACUAAGCCGCCUCAUUUUGCUGAAUCGUCGGAAACUGCAGAGGAGAAUGCGGCACGGAAGAAAGAGAAGAAGAAAGAGAAGAAGGAGAAGAAGAUGCUCGAGAAGCAGGCAAAGGAAGCAGCCAGAGUAGGGAAGGAAGCUUCCGAUGCGGCUACACCGUCCAAACCAGAGUCAAUUCCGUCCAAAUCAGAGUCGAUUCCGUCAGUAUCAGAACCGGGUCAGUCAAAUCCAGAGCUGAUUUCGUCAAAGCAGACUCCUGGAGCUGGAAACUCGACGCAUCCAGUGGCGCACGCAGGGGAGGGGCAAAAUGAGGUCGAGAGGAAGGAAAAGGAGAAGCAGGAGAAGAAGAAGCAGAAGAGGGAGAGGCAGAAGGAGAAGCAGCAGCAGCAGCAGCAGCAGCAGGGAGCGAGUGGAAGUAGGACUGACAGGCAGCAGAGAGGUGGCGGUGCUGGUCCCUCAACCAAGAAUGGCAGGGAUGGCACAAAUUUAGGGAUUAAGACUCUCGCACCUAGUGGUUGGGGAGAUGCAGCAUCCGUGAGUGCAGAGGGAGGCUCUGACGGCACCCUAUUUGCUGCAUCGUUCAGGGUCAACGCGCGGAACCGAUUUGAGGCGUAUGUGACUAUAGAGGGAGUUCCUCGGGAUGUCUUGAUUUACGGACUCAAGGCACAGAACCGAGCGGUCGAAGGAGACACUGUUGCUGUUGAGGUGGAUCCUCCCUCACUGCAGCCCAACGAUCCACAGAUAGUCACCACACAGGAAGAAGGUAGCGUUUCAAACGCUCACAGUGCGGCAGGCGUGGGUUCAGCGAGUGGAGUUGAGGCAGGUGGAGGAGGGAGCGGAGGGAGAGGAGGAGAGAGGGAGGACGGGAGUAGGCAGGGGGGAAAGGCGGAGGCAAUAGAGAGGCUGGCGCGGGCAGUGAGGGGGAAUCCUGAGUUGAGACUCACAGGGCGAGUGGUGGCGAUUGUUCAUUGGUCGGCGCGGAGAGAGGCGGUGGUGGGGCGGCUGGAGCUGCUUCCUGCUGCAGGGGCGCAGAUAGAGAAGGAGAGGCAGAGGCGACGGGCUGUGGAGAGGAAGAAGCGAGUGGGGGAGAAGCAGCAGCGGAAGCAGGAGAAGCAAGGGCAGCAGAAGCAGCAGCAGCAAGGGAAGCAGGAGCAGCAAGGGCAGCAGAAGCAGCAGCAGCAAGGGAAGCAGGAGCAGCAAGGGCAGCAGAAGCAGCAGCAGCAAGGGAAGCAGGAGCAGCAGGCGGCAAAGGAGGGGAAUGUGAAGGUGUAUGAGAGUGGGGAUCAUAGUGGUGGGGAUGAGAUUGAAGAGGGGGAGGUGAUAGGGGCAGAGGAAGAGGGGGAGGUGGUUAGGGAGGAGGGGGAAGUGGUUUUGGAAGAGGGGGAGGUGAUUGGGGAAGAGGAGGAGGGUGGAGUGGUUGGAGAAGAGGGGGAAGUCGUUGGAGAAGAGGAGGAAGUGGUUGGAGAAGAGGAGGAAGUGGUUCUAGAGGAGGGGGAGGUUGUUGGGGAGGAGGAAGCGUUAUUCCUGUCUAUGGAAGCUGGCCAGCUCCUGCCCUUCGGUAUAGUCACACAGAGCCUGGGGCCGGCAGGGGACGCUGAGACUGAAACGAGGGCGAUUCUGGCCCAGUUUGGGAUACAUGGGGCGGAUUUUUCGCCAGAAGUAUUAGCAGAGUUGCCUUGUGGGGCUGGUGGGGCGAGGGGUGGUAGUGAUGGUAGGGGUGGUGAUAGUAGCGAGGGAGCUACUAACGAGGGUGUGAGCAGCAGUGGCGUGGGCGGGGGCAGUGGGAGCAGCAGCGGCAGCAAGGGGGGCAGCAGCAGCAGCAGCGGGUGGCAGAUUCCAGCGGAGGAGAUCGCAGUUCGCAGGGACUUUCGGGGCACGCGGGUGUUCACUAUAGAUCCGCCCACCGCACGAGACCUGGAUGAUGCUCUGUCUAUAACGAGGAUAAAGGCUGGGGGGGCUAAGGGAAAGAAAAAGGGAAAGGGGAAGGGGAAGGGUGGGUUAGGGAAGGUAGAGGGGGAGAAGGCAGAGGAGAGGAGAGAAGAGGGGGGAAAGGGGGAGGGGGAGGGAGAAGACGAGGAGGAGGAGGAGUUGUACCAAGUGGGUGUUCACAUUGCUGACGUGUCAUACUUCAUACCUCCCGGAUCUGCACUAGAUGCCGAAGCCGCCCGGCGGUGCACGACAGUGUAUCUAAUCCAGCAGGCCAUGCCGAUGCUCCCCCGCCCGCUGUGCGAGGAUCUCUGCUCGCUACAGCCGGGGGUUGACAGGCUGGCAUUUUCUGUGGUGUGGGAUGUGACUGUAACGGGGGAGGUGAGGAGGCAGUGGGCGGGAAGGUCUGUGAUUCGUCCGUGCGUCCAGCUGGCGUAUGGGCACGCACAGGAGAUGAUUGAUGGGAGGUUUGGCGGAGGGGAUGAGGUGGCAGGGUGGGGGCGGGAAGGAGUGGAGGGGAAAGCGGGCAAAGAGGGGAAAAUGGGGAAGGAGGAGAGGGAUGAUGAGAGUGGAAUUGGGGGUGUGAGUGAAGGGGGGAGUGAGGGGGGGGGGAGCAGAGGAGGAGACGGAGGGGGAGGAGGGGGCGGAGGGGGAGGAGGGGACGGAGGGGGAGGAGGGGGCGGAGGGGUGGGGAAGCUAGACGGCAGAGUAAACGAGGAUUGGCGGCCGGUCCUGUACGGAGGCCACAGGUGGCGCGACGUGAUUGGAGACGUGCUGACGCUGCACCACAUAGCUCAGAGCCUGAGGAAGGCCAGGGAGGAGAGGGGGGCGCUGAUGCAGCUGCAGACGUCCAAACUCAGAUUUUCCUUUGAUGCUGAGGAGGAGGUGGAUGAGGAGGAGGUGAAUGAGGAGGAGCUUGUGGGCAGUGCCAGUGGGGAUGUGGGUUUUGUUAGCAGCAGCAGCGGUGGUGGUGGUGGUGGUGGUGGCGGUGGUGGUGGUGGUGGCGGCAGCACUAAGUGGAGGCCUGUGGCGGCAGCGGUGGCGCCGGCGACAGCAGCAGCGAACCAUCUGGUGGAGGAGCUGAUGCUGCUGGCCAAUACCACCGUCGCCAAUAUCAUCUCUCGUGCUUUCCCCUCGGAUGCGCUCCUCAGGCGACACCCCCCUCCCAACGCCAAGAAGAUGGGUGAUUUCCUGCGCUUCGCCUGCCAGCAGGGUGUGCUGUCAGCAGAUUUCUGCAAAAAGCUGGUGCGGGAGUGCCCAGAACUGAAGCAGCUUAUAGCGGGUACAGGCGGGGGAAAAGGGCCAGGAGGCUUGGAGGAGAUAACAGAAGGGGAGACGGAGGGAGCCGGGGGUAGCAUGGAUGGAGUGAUUCCGUCCAAAGUGCUAAGUGAAAUACUUAACGAGGUGGGGCGGGCUGUGGAGGAUCCAGGGGAGAAAGCGCUGCUGCUGCUCAUGGCUACUAAGCCCAUGCAGCUGGCUCAGUACUUCUGCAGAGGGCAGUGGGGUGGGGAUGAUGUGGAUGAUAGUAACGAGGAUGGUGAGGAUGGCUAUGAGGAGGGUGGUGAUGGUGAUGGGUUCCCUAGGGGAGGUGGAUUUGGGCGGGGAGGUAGAUCUGGGGUAGGUAGAUCUGGGGGAGGUAGAUUUGGGGGAGGCAGGGGAGGCAGAUCCGGGGGAGGUACAUCUGGGGGAGGUAGAUCUGGGGGGGGCAGGUCUGGCAGGGGAGGUAGUUCUGAGAGAGGUAGGUCCGGGCGGGGAGGUGCAUUUGCUGCCAGUGCAGGUACAUCUGGAGGAGAUGGCGCGUGGACGUCUCAUUACGGGCUGGCCCUCGACCUGUACACGCAUUUCACCUCCCCCAUCCGCCGCUACGCUGACGUCAUCGUGCAUCGCCAGCUGGCGGCCGCGCUGGCGGCAGAGGAGAGGCUUAUAGCGAGGAUGGGGCUGAGCAGCAGUGUGAAGUGGGAGAAAAAGGGGCUGGGUGUAGGAUGGGGAGCAGGAGGAUCAGAGGAAGGAGAGGCAGGCGGGGCAAAAGAAGAGAGGGGUGAAGCACAAGGAGCAGGAAGGAAUAGGCAUGAGGUGAAUGGCGAUAUCAACGUAACGCUGCUGAGGAAGCUGACAGGGAUAGCGGCUGGAGGUAGAGUGCUCACUGCUGUGGGGGAUCCCCUGGGGCUGUUGGCAGGGUGUGGAGGGAGUGGGGGAGAGGGGAAGGGAGAAGGGAAGGGAGAGGGGAAGGGAGAAGGGAAGGGAGAAGGUAUGCAGGGAGGGCGAGGAGGAGGGAAAGACGGGGGCAGGAGAGGAGGGAAAGGAGGGAGAGGAGGGAGACGGGGAGGGAGAGGACGGGGAGGAGGAAGGGGAGGGAGGGGAGGAGGAGAGGCGAAUGAAGACAAGAAGAGCCUGUUACGUGGUGAGCUGGUAACUGCAGUGCAACACGAGUGCCAGCUGGUGCACAAGGAACGAGCGAUGCCGCCUGCCGACGCCGUCGCUGAUGUGGCGACGCGGUGCAACGAGAGGAAGCUCGCUGCCCGAUACGCGCAGGAGGCGAGCGAGCGGCUGUUCCUGUGCCUGCUGCUGCGGCGCACCCAGGGGUGCCUUUCGAAGGCCUGGGUGGUGAAAAUCGGGCCGCGCUACAUGAACGUCUACAUUGAACGCUUUGGGAUGGAACGACCCAUUCACUUCAACUCCAUCCCCAACACCACCUGCCAAUGGGUCGCUGCCACUAGUACCGUCAUCAUCGGCGCCAAGCCUCCGCCCUCUGUGGCUAACGCCAAGGCUCGGAAUGGAAAGGCUCAGAAAGACCAGACUCGGAACGGCACGGCUGGAAUUGCUGCAGAGUGCAGAGCAGCAGCGGCGGUGGCAGAUCUACCAGCAGAUGAUUUGGCCCACCUGAUUUCGCCAGCAGCGUUGGUUCAGAAGAAUGGCGGGGAUACAAUCGGUAGUAGCAGUGAUAACGAGGAGAGAAGCAGCAGUGCUGUGGCAAGUGGGGGUUCGGAGAAUUCUACUGGGAUUUCAGGCCUGGCAGCAGAUGAUCUUGCCCGUAGCAUCUCCCCUGAUUUGCUCGAAGGAGAUGAUGAUGCAGAUGGUGGAGGAGAUGGUGCUUAUAACGAGGAUGACAGUAUCCUGUUGGUUGAUGGAGGGUUGGCAGCUGCAGCAGAGGCAGCAGCGGGAGUGGGGGACGAGGGAGAAGGGGGAGUGCUGCAGCCUGUGGUGCUGCCGCUGACGCUCCGUGUGAUGUCUCAGGUGCAUGUGUUUGUGCAUACCACAGGGGGUGGCAAGCAGUUGAUGGAUAUUGGAGUUCGUCUGUACGUUGGCUGA